AUGCUACUAUUAUUUCAUAUAAUAUUAUCGAAAAAUGAUUUUUCACGUACGAAUAUCAAUUUCAAUAAAAAUAUUGACAAAACAUCGAAUCAGUACUUUCAACAGGACGAUGAUAUUUUAGAAAAACUAUCAAUAAAUUCAAUACUAUUAUAUGAAUUAAUAGAAGAUGCAUUCUUUUUUACGGCUAUUCAAUCGAAUGUACAAACAACAUUUACUCAUUCGAGUCAAGUUUUUUUAGAACGAUUCUACAAUUAUUUUUGUCAAUUAAAUCCGAAUCAUAAUUGUAAAACCUAUAUAAAACUCGUCAAACGCGUAUUACCUUGGGGAUUUAUUAGUAUUCAUAAAUGGUUAAAAACGUGUUUACUUUCUACAACGAAAAGAACAGAAUCAAUAUUAACGAUGUCGAAGGAGUUUAAUUCAAAUCUACCAUUCACAUUUCUUUGGUAUAUAACAAAUUGGUUAGUCUCGAAUAAAGUUUUUCUUAAUGAAUACGAUCCAAUAGUUACAUUCGAAAAAGUUUCACGACAAGAAUUAAUUACGAAUCUAUACGAUUCAGAUAGACAUGGAUAUUCUACUGUAAAACUAUGUGCAUUAACAUAUUAUAUGGAUGGACCAUUUCUCAUUAUGUUCUAUUGUAAUGAUGAAAGAAUAUUCGGUAUUUUAUUAGAAGGAAAACUUAUGGAUUCAGCUAAACCAUAUGGUGGUCGAUCAUCUCUUUGCUUUCAAUUAUCUCCUCAAUUUAUUAUACUUGAGCGUGGUCCGUCGAUGCUUUAUUGGAAUAUUAAAAAUCGUUCGGAUGGUCCGUUAGGCGUUCGUAUAGGACACAACGGUAUAAUACGCAUAUCUAUCGAUCUCAGCAUGGAACAUAUACAUCAUCCUGAAGGUUCGAGUUCAAUAAAUCGAGUAGAAAUAUAUAAAUUUGGUUCGUACAAAAUACCUAUUAUUCAACAGCAAUCGUUGAUUCAUAAACAACGCAAUGACUACAAUGUAUUCAGUAUUGAUGCUCAUAAACUAGCAGAAUCGAUCGGUAUGCAUUUGUUUACAUGA
Molecule: messenger RNA, 1047 nt
Organism: Rotaria socialis
Lineage: Eukaryota; Metazoa; Rotifera; Eurotatoria; Philodinida; Philodinidae
Source: the annotation of a GenBank genome assembly